Ylistrum balloti is the source of this 1728-nucleotide messenger RNA. Its product is annotated as spliceosome RNA helicase DDX39B. The record is from RefSeq and is a predicted model, not a curated record. NCBI's taxonomy places the organism in Eukaryota, Metazoa, Mollusca, Bivalvia, Pectinida, Pectinidae. Gene Ontology annotation, molecular function: RNA helicase activity; ATP binding; RNA binding. Gene Ontology annotation, biological process: mRNA splicing, via spliceosome; mRNA export from nucleus. The transcript is spliced from 10 exons. Bases 59 to 1345 code for a protein of 428 amino acids.
GACGACGCCAUUGUAACAGCGUUAGCAAACCGAUCACACAGGAAACAAAAUUUAAGAUAUGGCAGACAACGAGAACGAAGCUGAACUUUUGGACUACGAGGAGGAGGAGAAUGAGGCUACUGCCGAUGGAGCAGGGGAUGUACAGCAACAAAUAAAGAAAGAUGUUAAGGGUACAUACGUAUCCAUUCACAGUUCUGGAUUUAGAGAUUUUCUUCUGAAACCGGAGCUGCUCCGAGCCAUUGUUGACUGUGGCUUUGAGCAUCCCUCAGAAGUUCAGCAUGAAUGCAUCCCGCAAGCAAUUUUGUCAAUGGAUGUGUUGUGUCAAGCUAAGUCUGGUAUGGGAAAGACGGCCGUGUUUGUAUUGGCAACUCUUCAACAGCUAGAGCCUGUGGAUGGUCAGGUGUCUGUGUUGGUAUUGGCACAUACUAGGGAACUUGCUUUCCAAAUCAGCAAAGAGUAUGAACGGUUCAGCAAGUACAUGAACAGCACAAAAAUAGCAGUCUUCUUUGGUGGGAUGUCGGUUAAGAAAGAUGAAGAGGUCCUGAAAAAGAACUGUCCACAUAUUGUGGUGGGAACUCCAGGGAGGAUUCUAGCACUUGUACGAUCAAAACAGCUUGUUUUGAAGCAUGCAAAACAUUUUAUUUUGGACGAAUGUGACAAAAUGUUGGAAGAAUUAGACAUGAGACGAGACGUUCAGGAGAUAUUCAGGGCCACUCCCCAUGAGAAGCAAGUCAUGAUGUUCAGUGCCACCCUCAGCAAAGAUGUCCGAGCAAUCUGCAAGAAGUUCAUGCAAGAUCCUAUGGAAGUGUAUGUGGAUGAUGAUUCCAAGCUCACCCUUCAUGGUCUACAGCAGCACUAUGUAAAGCUGAAGGACAAUGAGAAGAAUAGGAAGCUUUUUGAGCUUCUUGAUGUUCUUGAAUUCAACCAGGUGAUAAUUUUUGUCAAGUCCGUCCAGAGAUGCAUGGCCCUGGCACAGUUGUUAGUGGAACAGAACUUCCCAGCUAUUGCCAUCCACAGGGCAAUGACACAAGAGGAAAGAUUAUCUCGCUACCAACAGUUUAAAGAUUUCCAGAAGAGAAUUCUAGUGGCCACAAACUUGUUUGGACGUGGAAUGGAUAUUGAGAGAGUGAACAUUGUUUUCAACUAUGACAUGCCUGAGAAUUCCGACACAUACUUACACAGAGUGGCACGUGCUGGAAGAUUUGGUACCAAAGGUCUUGCCAUUACAUUUGUCUCUGAUGAAAAUGAUGCCAAGGUGUUGAAUGAUGUUCAGGAGCGAUUUGAGGUUAACAUCACAGAACUACCAGACGAGAUUGACAUCUCUUCAUAUAUUGAGGGUAGAUGAACAAAAUGUGAUAUCCUACAAGAGUGAAGUUACUGUGUUGGACUUAUCAUAUGUACAGUGUAAAUAACAUUGAGAUCAUUUCUUGUAAUUUCAUAACAACUCGCCUUCAUCUGCCUCGUUCAUUUAACGACUGUGAUUUCUGAACUGCAAAUCAUGAUACAAGAGGAAUAUCGUGAUGUUAAAAGACCAAUUCCGGGGUUUCAGCAAUUUGUGAUGAAAAUCAGGAAGACAAGAAUAUAUACUUUGUGAGGAACAAAACUUUACAUUUUGUUCGUUUCUGGGGUUGUGUUUUCCUUUUUUUUUAAAGGGGGGAUUAGUAGUGAUAAAUGUAUUUAAGAAAAAUAAAUGGAAUAAAGAGCUAGAGAUUAAAAUAUGUGUCACUA